ACAUCAAGGGGUAGAGACCCCUGGUCAGCCUGAUUAUAGAAGAACAUCGGAUGAAAAACAGAAACCUGAUAAACAAAAUGACGAUGCUUUUGGGUAUGGUUGAAGAAAUUGGCAUGGUUGAAUGCUAUUCUGGGGGGAUAGUUUGUCGGCUUGGGCCAACUUGGGCUAUCUUGGGCUUUGGCAUGGUGACUGGUUGGGAGGGCAGUCCACUCCUGUGGCUUUCGGUUGAAACCAUGCAAUAGAUUGCAAUAGAUGCAUAUUAACAUACAUACACAUAUGGCGUAUGGGUGCAUAAUUAGAGGAAGACUGGUCGGUCCAAUAGGCUUUGGUUUGAUCUUGUCCAGGGGAUCUUGCAAACAAGCAUCAAGCUUAGAAUCGAUAUUGAAGCAGGACAGGAGGCCUGAAAAGAGUUGCAAGAUUGUGAAACGUGGCAACGAUCCUAAAUGAGUUUUGGCCAUCAUUUCUUGCGCCUGUCUUCACGACCGGAUGUAUAUAGCCCUUGCAUAGCCCUUGCUUGUGAGAUCCUGUGAGUAUCAUGGGCCCCACCAGUGCUUUUGGCUUCACAGCAGCCCCAGCCACCAUGGCCCUGCCUUGGCCUUUUGACCCCGUUGCAAAUGGGGUAGCUUUGGUCUGCUUGGAUGAGGUAGACGAGCAGAAGCUUUGCAAAGGCAUUGACAAUGUUGUGCGAGCAUCCAUGGCGCAGGAUGGCUACCCAGUAUCUCAGAGCUUGAUCGACUGGAUUUGGCAAGAGCCACUCAUCAAGACGCAGCAGAUCGAGAUGUUCCACCCAAAGUACUCACAAAUUGCGACCGUGAAUGGGGACAUUGUGGGGGCGAUUCUCGUCUCUAUGGAGUCCAGCCUCACCAUAGCUCGCAUUCGAAACUUGUGCGUGCUUCCGCCAUGGCGCACACAUGUCGGAUCCCUUCUGCUCCACGGCUUCUUCAAUCGCAUCAAGGGUGGAACGCAGAUUCACACUGUGUAUGGUGCGAUCUAUCCGGGGGUCGCUUGGUUGGAAAGCCUUGCUGGUGAUUUUGGAUUCACAGAGGGCCAGCGCAUGGGCGAGCAGGUGGUAUAUACCCGCAGAUGGGAGGCAACAGCUGCGGGAGAUGAGAGCAGUGAGCCGUUGGAAGUGACGUUGACACCUUUGACACGUGAGAACUUGCAGCACAUUCAGUCCUUAGAGGCAGAAGGGACGAAUGCAACAAGGGUGACCCAGGUCCUCACGUGAUCUUUUGCCCAGUGAGGUCACUAUAAUGUUUGGAUGCAAUGCACCUAAUUAAAUGUUGAUGUCAAAUCAUCCACGGACAAUUCGAAGACUGUUCCAAAGACCUGUCAACCGCUCAAUUGUUCAACUGCUCAAUUGUCUAGGCUGAGAGCCUCCCCCUCAAGUACAGUGCAGCCUUCUAUGAGAGGCAAGGCAUGUCAAAAGAUGUCAAUAUACAUGGUGUCUUCGUGAGUUAGGGCGUACGUGUACAUAGGUAUAGAGCUUUUGAAGCAAUUAGAUAGAGACGAUUUCCGGUGCGUGUUGUAUCGUUAUAUACUUUGGUCAGCUGUGUGGAACAAUAUAAACAUGUCAUGCUAUGUCAUGCUUGCUUUUUAAUUGUUGCUGUUGGACGCUCCCGGCUCCCGCCCUGUCUUUCUACCCAAGGCUGUUUGCAGAUCACAUGUUGGUGCGGUUGGCCAAGGUUGGCCAGGAAGUGGCGGGAAGCUUGAGUGCAGAAAGGAUUCAGUCCGAACGCUAUGGCGAUUUCGUCUACCUCAAGAACUUGUGCGUAAGGCCGACCUUUCGAAGGCAUCGCGUGGCCGAAUCGCUGGUGGCUUGGCUGCUGGAACACGUAAAGCAAAGUCACAACGCUCUUGUGGCCAUUUAUGCGCACACCGAAAUCUCCAACAAGCCCGUGCUUGCCAUGGCGACCAAGAUGAACUUCCGCAUCAUCGGGUUCGCGCCAGAUCAGUAUCAGAGGCCUGCAAAUCCUCAUGCCUAUGCCUUGUGCUGGUGCAAGCCAGGGAGGAACCACCCAUUGCCAUUGACUUUGUUGCGCACAUUCUUGGACAAUCGACCAGCAGGCAGUGUGAAUGCCAACAUUGAAAGUGAAAGGACUGCAAAACACAAUGGACCGGACAGCAAAAUCUUUUUCGAGGAUUGGGAAGUUGUCCCUGCUUAAGCAGGUCUCGCAGUGGAUUCUGUUGCAGAGGCAAAGCCCUUUGUUAAUGCUCGAAUCACGGCUGAUUGUGCUGAUUGAACUUGCCUAGUAGGCUGUGC
Molecule: messenger RNA, 2263 nt
Organism: Durusdinium trenchii
Lineage: Eukaryota; Dinophyceae; Suessiales; Symbiodiniaceae
Source: the annotation of a GenBank genome assembly